GUAAUAAACACUUCUUAAGAUCAGUUCAGAGGAAGUGUUACACUCACUCACUCACUCACUCAGCACUCAUUCAUCCCUCCGAUGCUACGUACAUGGAAACUUAUGAGAAGAAGUUGAACUCGGAGCUGAAGUAACUUUCUCUGACCGCGCUGUUGGGCACUUUUGCUUUUCUUUUCAGUUUACUCUCGGUGUGAAUCAGUUUAUUCCGCUAUGUCUGGAGAGCUGAGGCCGCGUCUCUGUGCGUUAGACAAAGGGAAGGACGGGUAUGGCUUCCACCUGCACGGUGAGAAAAACAAAGCGGGCCAGUUUAUCCGCCUGGUGGAGCCGGACUCCCCAGCCGAGGAGUCGGGUCUGCGGCCCGGGGACAAACUGGUCUUCGUUAACGGAGAGAGUGUGGACGGAGCGAGUCACCAGCAGGUCGUGUCCAGAAUACGAGCUGUAACGGGGAAGCUGGAGCUGAUAGUUGUGGACCCGGAGACCGCCGACCUGCUCAAACAACACAACCUGACGUGCAGGAGAGAGUUCGUCACUGACGGUGUACCGAUACCGAGAGACACAACCGAUACCGCCGAGGAGGAGACGAAUGGUACAGCUACAGAAGCCAGUCCGGUUCCUGAACCGGAACCUGUUCCUGUCCCUGUCUUUAUCCCGGACACUAACGGGGACUUUGGCAUCACCACACUCAGUCUAAACUCCGAGGAAUCGAAGGCCGAGUUUCGUCCCCGGCUCUGCCACAUGAAGAAGGGAGCUACAGGUUAUGGUUUCAACCUGCACAGUGAGAAGACCAGGCAAGGCCAGUAUAUCAGGGCAGUGGAUAAGGACUCCCCUGCUGAGAAAUCUGGACUUCACCCCCAAGAUAAAGUGGUGCAGGUGAAUGAUGUGAUUGUACUGGGGAUGCAGCACUCUGAAGUGGUGGCAGCAAUUAAGGCAGGAGGAGAUGAGCUGCGUUUGCUGGUGGUGGAUCCUGAAACUGAAGCGUUUUUCAGCAGGUGCCAGGUUGAACCCACUGAGCAACACCUCACAGGUCCUCUUCUCACACCUCCUACCAGUAACGAUGCAGAUGAAAAGGUAAAGGAGGAAGCAGCUCUGGAAGCCAAACCAACGACACCUAGUCCCUCACCUUCCAGCGCUUCUUCUACUGCAUCCAUCCCUGCUGAGACAGCUGCCAGCCCCCUGUCUGAGGAGAAACCAGAGGAGAAAAGCAAGAGUGAUAACACAAACGCAGCUCUUGAUCUGAACCUCUCCCUGCAGCAGGCUAAAGAGCGAGCUCACCAGAAGCGAUCCAACAAGAGAGCGCCACCUAUGGAUUGGAGCAAGAGAAGCGAGGUGUUCAGCAAUCUGUAAACCACCUGCAACAUCACUUACUGCCGCAAAUCUUUACAUUUCAUUUAUUUAUGGAGUGCACAGGGUUCUGUGUUUAAACCCAAUUCCUACGAUUCAUUCAACAGGUGAUAAAAUACAGGGAUAAAGGGAAAAGCUGAGAAAAAGAAGGAACACAUUUUUUUCUAAAUAAUUAAAUGGUUGCUGGUUUAUUUUUUCUGUCAUUCUUCAUUUAACAUGUAAACUCAGUGUUAUUUUGCCAGUUGUGUAUUUUCCAAGUGUUUUUAAUCUUUAUAGAAAUCAUAUGUGUAAUGUACAGUGUAGGAUGGGAAAUGCUUUUCACCCCUGUGAGUGUAUAUUGUUUAUGAAGACUGUAUUCAAUGUAAGUUGUGACACCAUUAACGGUUUAGUACACAAAUCUGUUGUGAACGAUGAAAUGUACUUCCAGGACAAUUUUAAUCUCUUAAUAGAAUGAUAUAAUUAGAACAGCUAUAUAUACACAUGUGUAUGUGAUAUUACUCUGAAAGGCUUUAACAACAUCUGUAUAGUUUUUCUAUAAAAUGUUUUUUCUUUUUGCUGUAGGCAAAUCCUCAAAACAGUGGUAGAUUUUCUCUUACACUGUUAAUACUGUUAUGAUUGAAUGUAUUUCUAGAUGUACCACUCGUUAAACAUUAAAUUUAUGAUUAAAUGUGGCACAUUGUAAUUCUAGAUAAUAAGCACAAGGACAUUUAAAACAUGUUUGCAGUUUAUUUCAGAUCACAGAGGGACAAUACUGAGCAGAUCACUGUCUUCAUUAUAAACCACUAGUUUGAACUCAGGCUGUCAUAUCUUUUUAAAAAUAAAAACGAUUGAAAUAUGA
Trichomycterus rosablanca is the source of this 2179-nucleotide messenger RNA. It is a transcript of the gene nherf1a, whose product is annotated as NHERF family PDZ scaffold protein 1a. Gene Ontology annotation, cellular component: apical plasma membrane. Lineage: Eukaryota; Metazoa; Chordata; Actinopteri; Siluriformes; Trichomycteridae. The coding region runs from base 211 to 1344 and encodes 377 amino acids. The transcript has 6 exons. Gene Ontology annotation, molecular function: protein-membrane adaptor activity; signaling receptor binding. The record is from RefSeq and is a predicted model, not a curated record. Gene Ontology annotation, biological process: protein localization to plasma membrane.